Molecule: messenger RNA, 768 nt
Organism: Spodoptera littoralis (African cotton leafworm)
Lineage: Eukaryota; Metazoa; Arthropoda; Insecta; Lepidoptera; Noctuidae
Source: the annotation of a GenBank genome assembly
AUGGGAACUUUUACUGUGUUCUGUUAUUUAAUAUUUUAUUAUGUAAAAGUAUGCAUAUGUCUCCGCAUAGUGGGUAUAUCGGUACCAGCACUGAAGCAACGUGGGGAGUCGUCCACAUUAACAUGUGACUACGACCUGGAAGGGGGUAAGCUGUACUCUGUGAAGUGGUACAGAGACAAUGAAGAGUUCUACCGAUACAUGCCCCGGUUGAGACCUCCUCAACACGCACAUAAGUUGGACGGAGUUAAAGUUGAUUUAGAGAAGUCGACGGCUCGCCGCGUCCAUCUUCGAGAGCUGAUCCUCAAAUCUCGAGGAUUAUAUCGAUGUGAAGUUUCUGAGGAAGCUCCCUCGUUCCACUCUGCGCAAGCAGAAGCAUUCAUGGAAGUCUAUUAUUUCCCACGCGAAACUCCACGCAUCACGGGUCACGAGCGGGCGUAUAAAUUGAAAGAACCUCUGGAUGUAAACUGCUCAUCUGCCAAAUCGUUUCCAGCUCCUGAUCUACAAUGGCUUAUAGAUGGACAAAAGAUCACAGACAGAUCAUGGCUGAUCGCGUUUGGAGCGAAGCCGGCGCCACAAGGGUUGCUGAUUUCUACGCUCGGCCUUCGAGCGCCCACCAAGCCUCGUAUGAAACUCAAAUGUGUAGCCACUAUAGGAACACAUAGACGAGAACGGACAGUCAUUAUAGAAAUAAACUCAUCAAGCUGGAACAAACCGUUUAGUUUACUUAUAAUGAUAACAUUGAACAUUGUUUGUGUAAAGAUAUCGUGA